Molecule: messenger RNA, 2624 nt
Organism: Drosophila biarmipes
Lineage: Eukaryota; Metazoa; Arthropoda; Insecta; Diptera; Drosophilidae
Gene: mh
Exons: 4
Coding region: 155-2485 (776 amino acids)
Biological process (GO): DNA repair
Cellular component (GO): nucleus
Molecular function (GO): single-stranded DNA binding; polyubiquitin modification-dependent protein binding; metalloendopeptidase activity
Source: RefSeq, a predicted model, not a curated record
GCCUUGUAUUUCCCCCUAAAAAAAUCUGGCCACCCUGCACGAAAAGCGCCAAACAUUAUUCGCUUCUUCUCUUUUUCGAUUUGCUCCUUGAUCUUCGCGGAUCUCUUUCCCAAGUUCUGGACGAGAUUGAACUAUUGGCAGGGAGGCGUCCACCAUGUCGGAGGGCGACGACUACCUGUUCGCCGUGAUGCUGCACGCGCAGCUGAACGCAGAGGAGGAGCAAAAUAAUUCCUCCGUAGCUGCGGAGCAGAACAAAGAGUCGGACUACGAGCUGGCCCGCAAGCUACAGGCCCUCCUGGACGAGGAGAAUGACGCCGAGGAGGGGGACGUAGACGGAGCCAGCGACCUGGACACCAGCCUCCAGUUCGUCUAUCCCUCGAACCAGAAUCAGUCCAAAUCGCAGAACACAAUGGGAAACAAAAAGACCGCAAAGGGAGCCGAUGCCCCGAAGAAGCCGCCAGUACGCGCCAUCCAGGCAAGCCAUGAUGACUAUCUCAACCAGACGCAGAACCUGGUGCAUCCGCAGUGGGAGCUGGUCGAUCCCACUCCGGACAUCUACUCCAUGUUCAUUCGCUUCGACGAGAAGUUCUUCCAGCAGCGCCUGGGCGCCGUCGCCCUCGAGUGGAGCAAGCGCAUGUACUCGUGCGCGGGUAUCUGCUACCAGCGGGGCAAUCGGUUCGUCAAGGAGGUGACCAUCCGGCUGAGCGAGCCGCUGCUCAAGUUGCGUCCGCGCAAGGAUCUCGUGGAGACGCUGCUGCACGAGAUGAUCCACGCCUACUGCUUUGUCCUUAACAUCCGCGAGGGCAACGGGGGUCAUGGACCGAACUUUAAGCGCAUCAUGGAGACGAUCAACAAGGUGGCGGGCACCAACAUCACCGUUUACCACUCGUUCCACGACGAGGUGAACGCCUAUCGCACCCACAUCUGGCGCUGCACAGGCAUUUGCCAGAACCGCACGCCAUUCCAGGGCUAUGUGAAGCGGACCAGCAACCGGGCACCCGGGCCCAGUGACCAGUGGUGGGCGAAGCACCAGCGCGAGUGCGGCGGCACCUUCAUGAAGCUGGGUGAGCCAUCGAAGCCACCCAAGCCGGAGCCCAAGUCCAGAGCCAAGAAGGUUGUCAAGCCAGAGGCUGCACCCAAGGAUGACAUACGUAACUGGCUGGGCAAGCCGGCAGCCAAGAAGCCACCCACAGCCGGAACUUCGCUGGGUGAGCCAGCGGCCAAGAAGGCAGCCACAAAUGCAGCUCUGCUGGGCAAUCUGGUGGGCGCCGUGCCGCCCACUUCCUAUCCGGGACUCUCAUCCGAUCCAUUUGCCAUGCCCAAGCCACCAGCUGCAGCUAAGCCGAGUGGGGCCAACAUCAUGAGCUUCGGCGACCUCAACACAAGUGACGAAGAGAAUGCUCCCACAGGUUCAGGUUCACGCUCGAAAGCAACCGCUGAGAUGGGCGGACAGGGGUACAGCGUCGGUGGAACCUACGCUCACCCCAUUACCAACGAUAAUAGUCCUGAUCCCUCGCGGCUGCGUCAAAUUCGUCUCGAACGAUUCGGAAAAGGCAAAUCCACAAAGGAAAACGAUACAUCCCAGCCAGAAAAUGCCCAGAAGAGACGCCGUGUCUCCAGUGAUACCGAAAUAGUUACCUGGGAAUCGUACGACGAUGAUGUGAUGGUCGCAGAUGUGGCCAUGCCCGUAAUAGACCUGGCCGACAGCGAUAGCGAUGAGGAGCAGCCGGCGAACGACCAGUCCUUUAGGGCAGGGGCUAGGAACACCAUGAGCAGUGCUGAGCGCACGCAGUGCAUCAAGCGCGAGGUGUUUGAGGACGAAACGAUCUUUUCCGAGGAUGAUAUCCUGUUCAUUGAUGACGAAUACGACGAUGAGGAGGCGGCCACCAAUAACAGUUUCACAGCGGCCACGGAGCUGGCCGAUCAGUCCAUCAUCGACGACUUCUUCGGCGAGGACACCCUGCUGCAGGAGUUCCAGCGCGAGAACUCUGUGCAGCCCAGUUGCUCGAACUACUCCAACAAUGUGGACAACGACAUCGUCUCCUGUCCCAUUUGCUUUGAGAAAAUGAAGCGUACGCAGCUGGCGAAUCACUUCGAGGGCUGCACCAUCACAGUGCGCGUGGAGCCGCCAUCGUUUAAACCAAAGGGCGUGCGGACAAAUGCCGACUCUACUGGCCGUGACUUGGCCAGCAGUGCCUCCACCUCGAAGUUUUCCAGUUCGCGCGGCUCUAAGACAAAGUCGCAAACUUCUAAGCAAAUUCUCCGCAACUCCGGGUACACUGACAAGGAGAUUGCCGAGCUAAACCUGAGCUCCUCCAGCGACUCAACCACGGUGCUAUCCAGCGAGGAUGAGCUCACUCCCCGGCAGCGCCGUCAGCGCAAUCUCUUCAAACAGACCGUGGGCUGCCCCAAAUGCGGCCAGGAGCUGAUGGGCCACCAGCUGGAGGCGCACCGCUCCCUUUGCCAGUCCAAAAAGAAGCGCUAGGGCUGCACGCCCUAUGCCACCCAAAUCUGAAGCUAGCCAUUCCGUUAUAUACUCUUGUAUCCAUUAAUGUUUGAAGUUAAAAUUUUAUUUGUUUGUUCUGUGAAUAAAGGAGAAAUGUUAUAAGAUGCGCCCGAAAUAA